AUGGGUGGUUUGAGGUGGAGCUGGGUGACUUCUUCGCCAAGGAAGGGGUUGAAGGGGAGCUGUUGGAGAUGUAUGUUGCUGAGGUGA
This is a messenger RNA of Linum tenue, 87 nucleotides long. Lineage: Eukaryota; Viridiplantae; Streptophyta; Magnoliopsida; Malpighiales; Linaceae. The record is from the annotation of a GenBank genome assembly.